AUGGCGAGACCAUCGAGUGAACAGAAGCCUCCUAGACGAAUGACACUCCUACUGGAGGGGAGACCUGGAGAACCACGAGAGAUAGACCGAGAAGAAUUUAUUACCUACUGUCGUGAUGACCCUGAACGCCUCUGGCAACUGAUGUUGGAAAUAAGUGACGAACUGAGGGACAAAAUUGAAGAUCUUGAGGUUGAAGCCGCUGGUGCGCUGCUUAAGAUUCAGGAAAACGAAGGAAUUGCAGCCCUUGCCAACCAAGAAUUGAAGAAGAAAGAGGACGAGCUUAAACAGACGACCAUCCAGCGAGAUCAGUAUGCCAACCAGAUUGCACAAAUGAUGGUUCGAAGCAACGACCUGGGUACCCUGGCAGUAGGCCCUGCCACCCGUAAGUCUAUCAAGCUUCCAGACCCACCCCUGUUGUCCGAUGGAAAGAACCCUAAAUUCGACGAUUGGCUCGUACUCAUGCAGCAGAAGCUGAGCGCGAAUGCGGACCACUAUGAUACCCCUGAAUUGAGACGCGCCUACGUUGCCAGCCGAUGCGAGGGUGAUGCGGCAAAACACAUCACUAAACGCCUGAAGAAUGGUGCCAUAAAUGCUUACAAGGACUCGACCGACCUGCUGGAGCACCUUGAGCAAAUCUACCACGAUCCGAACCGCCUCGCAAGUGCAAAGCUCAAAUUCCGUGGAUUAUUCAUGAAGAAUAAGGACAAAUUCCACGACUUCUUGUCCGAAUUCAUUUAUUGGGCAGAUGAGGCUGAGAUUGACGAGAAGGACUGGAGGGAGGAGCUAUACCAGAAGAUUACAACUGACCUCCAGAAGCUGACUAUGAGUGAGGCCAUCCGCACCAAUGGAACUUUUCAGGAGUUCAUAAACUACUGUUCUCAAACCGCGAAUCGGCUGGAGGUUAUCAAUAACCGUUCGCAACAUAAUCGUGUCUUUAGGAACUGGGCCUCUUCAAAUCAGAAUCAGAACUCGCCAGUACCUACUAAUACUGUGAAGAGGGAAAGCAAAGAGGCAGAUCGCUUGGGGGUAGACUCAGAGACUCGUCAACGUCUAAUGCAGGAAGGGAAGUGUUUCAAGUGUCAGCAGUUUGGCCAUCUCGCCCGUGAAUGCCCUAAGCAGAUGCCUACCACUCAGCUCAAGGCAUUGGAGAAGGCCAAUAGAGAAGUCUCCAUCCUAGGCGGAUACCAGGUCCCCCUAUGUCAACUGAACCUGCAGGAACUAUUGGGAAGGGAAAAUGAGAGUUUUACCAUACCCACCCGAUUAGUUGUCAAUGGAUACACAUUUGCAGUGAGAACAUUAGGAGACACAGGAGCAAACGGAUUCAUAUUUAUCGACACAAACCUAGCAACCCUCAUCGCGAAGACCUUUGGCCUACAUACAGUCCCAUUAGGACGGGAAUACGCAGUACAAGGAUACGAUGGCAAGUCAGAAGCUCCCGUCACACAUGCCAUCUUCAUGACACUGGAGGUCGACGGCAGAAGACAGAAUAAUCUACCGAUGCUGAUAGUAAACUUGGGAAGGCACGAUAUAAUACUUGGAAGGAAGUGGUUUGCCCAAUUUGGAGUCCUGCCAGACUGCAAGAACCAACGCCUUCUUUGGCCCUCAGAGCGGGCUGCCUUUGACGAAGUGGCCGCUCAGACAACUCGACCUUUACCCCGCAAGAUAUUGAAGCGAGCAGACACAAUACAGAUGAAUUACCAAAAGGACGCAGACCGCAGGAUCGACUAA
This is a messenger RNA of Rasamsonia emersonii CBS 393.64, 1728 nucleotides long. RefSeq lists its product as uncharacterized. The transcript has 2 exons. Gene Ontology annotation, molecular function: zinc ion binding; nucleic acid binding. NCBI's taxonomy places the organism in Eukaryota, Fungi, Ascomycota, Eurotiomycetes, Eurotiales, Trichocomaceae. The record is from RefSeq and is a predicted model, not a curated record. The coding region runs from base 1 to 1728 and encodes 575 amino acids.